Messenger RNA from Alternaria ventricosa, 1122 nucleotides. RefSeq lists its product as uncharacterized. The record is from RefSeq and is a predicted model, not a curated record. The transcript is spliced from 2 exons. NCBI's taxonomy places the organism in Eukaryota, Fungi, Ascomycota, Dothideomycetes, Pleosporales, Pleosporaceae. Bases 1 to 1122 code for a protein of 373 amino acids.
AUGCUAGACGAUUGGGAUAUACGCCAGUCCAACAUCUACCUCAUGGUAGACGCUGUUGAUGAAUGCGUCGUGUCCGAAGAUCGCAAAAGGCUUCUGGAGUUGAUUGUGCAGCUUUCCAGAAAGCUCCCACACGUCAAGUGGAUCAUCUCUUCACGCGGCUGGAACGACAUUCGCGAUGUGCUUGCCGAUCAUCGCCCCAUGAUUCGCCUUGCACUAAACCCUAAAUCUGAAGUAACCCUGGAGGCGAUCAACACCUACAUCGAGUAUAAAGUCAGGGCUUUGGCUAAGAAGAAGAGACUGGAUCCGUCGAACGCAGCAGCUAUCCGGGACUACUUGAUUGACAACGCCGGAGGGACAUUCUUGUGGGUAGCCUUGGUCUGCCAGAAGCUGGAAGGCCACACGGGCGUACGUUGGAAAGAGAUCAUGCAAGCCUUCCCCCCUGGGCUUAAAGAGCUAUACAAAAGGAUGCUCCAGCAGAUUGAGGGCUUGGACGAGCCUGAAGCAAAUCUCUGCAAGUUCGUACUCUCGGUUGUAACAAUAGCCGUCCGACCUCUGCAUCUUUCAGAACUGGCAAGCCUUUUGAAAGAGCUCGACCAUAUCACUGAUAAAGAAGCGGAAUCAAAGGAUAUACUCGGCACCUGUGGAUCGUUCCUGUCGCUUCACAAUGGGAGGGUCGUCUUCGUCCACCAGUCGGCGAAAGACUAUCUCACAGGUGACGCUCGCAAGAUUGUAUUCCCAAAAGGUCAAAAGGUCACCCACGCUGCUAUAGUAGCUCGGUCCAUGCAGUUGCUAUCACAGUUCUAUCAGAAACCUUGUAGACCACGGGGAUCAUACGGAGAACCGCCUGAAAGUGAGGCUUCGGUGAACGGUCUUCUUUACCCCACGGCUCAUUGGCCAUCUCAUGCCAUGCGCAGCAAAGAUAAGAUCACGGCUCAUCUGUACUCUGGCCAAGGCCCCGUCUGCACAUUCUUACGACAGUACGAGCAGCGAUGGCUUGAUGAAGUAGGUCUGGCUAAAGGGCAUCAGAUGGCUGCGGAUCUUUGGACAGAAUUCGUGGACAAGAACGAAUAUCCCGAGUUUGACGACAUACUCUUCAGCAUGUUCUGCAAAUUGCCAGAUUAG